This is a messenger RNA of Rhagoletis zephyria (snowberry fruit fly), 2043 nucleotides long. RefSeq names its product Krueppel-like factor 12. Lineage: Eukaryota; Metazoa; Arthropoda; Insecta; Diptera; Tephritidae. Gene Ontology annotation, biological process: regulation of transcription by RNA polymerase II. The record is from RefSeq and is a predicted model, not a curated record. Gene Ontology annotation, cellular component: nucleus.
CACAUUCUGCGCACUGAUAAAUUUUGUUACCAUGUGCACUCAACGAACAAACCCAAUAAUGACCAAUGUAUCGGUACAUGGACCACUUAUGUAUCGAUUAGAAAAAUUUCGAUGCGUAGAAGCUAAACAUCGAUAUUUUCGAUGCAUCGAUGUAUCUCCCUCAUCUCUACUUCUAUCGCGAUAAUGAACGAGAACAGGUGCACAAUUUCACAAAGUAAUUCUGUUUUUCUCUUCCUACUGAAAAAUAAUUUAACUUGUUGAUUGAUAACUAGAAGUAGCGCAAAACAGAGUUUGUAACAUAGUGAAUUUGAAAUUAAUAAAUUUACUGCCAUAGUGUGACGCAAUGGAUUUAAUACACUCAACAAUGCUAUCGGCUGAAAAAAUUACACCAAAAAAUCCAACAACAUCGCUGAGAACAAUGAGCACAGAAAAUGGUAGCGCUCACAGAGAUCAAGAUCCCCCUCUUGUUGAUGACCAGUCUUCGGCGUAUAGUUCCAUUCCUUCAGCGUCUGCGUCCACAUCAUCUACGUCAUCCGCAACGAUGUCACCACAACUACAAUUAGAAUUAUUGGAUAACUUCGAUGAGUUUCCCUCAGAUUUUUCGAUUAAAUCGCCGUCGGAAGAGUUGUUGCAAAAUCAAGGAACCACGCAACAACCGAAUGGAGCGCUAGUAGUAACUGAUGUAGAGCAACAAUUACAUCAACAGGUGCUCCACCACUUAGGAUUAAGCUUAGCUCUAGAAGACACUACUGACUUGGUUUACCCAAUAUACAAUGCAAUAAUGGCACACGAGGGUGAUGGGGAUAUGAGAGUUGGCGAAAGUGUAGAUAGUGAUUUGCCAUUAUCGCAUGUCCCCUUGACUUCGUCAAUUAACGCAAACGUUAGCAAUCUUGUCGGCGACGACGAUGACAACGCUGAAAGUGCUGAUAAUAUAAUAAUUCGCUUCUUGAGCGAUACGUUGGAUACACCCUUACUGCCUCAUGAUCAGGCAUCAUCAUCUUCAUCUAGUGCGUGUCCAUCUCAUAAUCCUUACCAAAAAAUGUCAUUGUCCGAAGGUGAGCUCAGUGCAACAUUGUUAUCACCCGUCCAAUUCCCGUUAAUGUCCACAUCAUCACCAUCCUCAUCGUAUAUGUCCAACGAUUCAUUUCAAGUGCCACAGACGCCGAUGGUCAUGCAAAUACAGCACCGGCAUCAACAACCACAACCACAAACCACUGAAAAUUCAACAGUUUUAGAAAUUGGAAAAAUGCCGUUUUCAUCACCAAAUAUCGAGUCAAUUGGACCGGUUACCGCAGAUGCGGCGAUGUACAUAAAAAAUAUCAAGAAUAAUAAUAACGAUAUUUGCUUACGGUUAGAGUACAAGUUUCAAGACCAACAACUUGUCCAAGUACAGCCUCCUACUGUAGUAGCAAUGAGUGCUCCGUCGCCAGACUUUGCAACAUCGUUAAUGUACUAUGACCAAGCAUCAAUAUCAAAUAACAUGACUAUCGAUCGAUUAGAAAUAGACAACACUCAUCUGACAUUGUUGUCUUCGCCGUCGUCGGCAUCGAUUGCCUCUGAUCUUUUAGAUCAUCAGCAACAUAAGUCGACUGACAAUAACUCGAAAGAAAGUUACAUGGAAGUAAAUAAUCAGCCCGAUGAACUUUCAUUAUGUAUACGCCCCGGUGCCUUGCACAAACAGAAAGGAGAGCCAACUCAUGCGACUAUUACUAUUUUCGAGAAUUCGGAUGAUGCACUUGGCCGUUAUAACUGUAACUAUGAGAAUUGCAACCGCAGCUAUAGUACCAUCGGCAAUCUACGCACGCAUUUGAAGACACACAAAGGUGAAUAUCGCUUCAAAUGUACUGAAGAAAGUUGUGGCAAAGCUUUUCUAACAUCGUACAGCUUAAAAAUACACAUUCGGGUGCAUACCAAAGUGAAACCCUACGAAUGCGAAAUAACGGGUUGUGAAAAGGCUUUCAACACGCGCUACAGGUAGGACCCAAUUUAAUAUUGGAGAAGUCAAUUUCAUCAAUUACAAAAAACUCCCAUAUUUACAUAUAU